Molecule: messenger RNA, 1428 nt
Organism: Cydia amplana
Lineage: Eukaryota; Metazoa; Arthropoda; Insecta; Lepidoptera; Tortricidae
Exons: 2
Coding region: 226-1428 (400 amino acids)
Source: RefSeq, a predicted model, not a curated record
GCCAAAAAUGUUUGCUUCUCUAACCAAUUGGGUGGCCCAGGUACUAAGGGAAAGAGGAAUCCGAAUCUUGGUAUAUUUAGACGAUUUCCUCUUAGCACAUCAGAGCCCACAAAUCUUGGCAAGUCAAGCUCUGGAAACUGUACGAUUACUAGAACAGCUAGGCUGGCAAAUAAAUCGGGCCAAAUCAAUUUUAACCCCUCAGAAAGUCAUCGAAUACCUAGGAAUAUGUUGGGACCCUCAUACCAACAAGAAAUUCCUGCCAGCAAAGAAAUGCUCCGCCCUCAGGCAAACAAUAGAAACACUACUAAAGUACAAUGCGGCGUGCCUAAAAGAAAUUCAGAGCUUAGUAGGUUCUCUAAACUUUGCCAGUUUUUCAGUAUUGCGAGGAAGAUUGAAUCACAGGGCGCUGUUAAAAUAUUGUCACAGUCUUCUAAACCAGCCAAAAGUACGCCGGUUCCCAAUCCCACAGAAUGCGCGGCUCGAAUUAGCUUGGUGGUUGAACAACCUCAACAAAGAAUCCAUGAUACAUUAUCCCCCAAUAAGUCACUAUCUAGUCACCGACGCUUCGUUACUAGCAUGGGGGGCCCAAGUAGACAACAUGAAAUUACAAGAACGAUGGACCUUCACCGAAUCCACUCUCCAUUCGAAUAUAAAAGAAAUGCUGGCAGUGUUUUAUGCCCUAGAACGUUGUCGCCAAUAUUUGAAGAAUUCAUCUCUAAUGAUACAAAGCGACAACAAAUCGGUGGUUGCAUUUCUGAGGAACGAAGGGGGAACUCGAUCAGUUGCCCUGAUGGACCUUUGUUACAAAAUAUUCCACCUGGUAGAUCAGUGGAACAUCCAUUUUCAGAUUUACUACCUCCCAGGGAGGUUCAAUUGCGAGGCAGAUCGUCUCUCUCGCCUAACUGCCUCUCCCGAAUGGCAUCUUCUCCCAGCAAUAACAGAGAGAAUAUUCGCAAAGUGGGGCACCCCGAUAAUAGAUUUGUUCGCGUCAGCGGCGGCGCACGUAGUCCCAAAUUAUGUAUCACUCGAUGUGACAGAUCACCAAGCCCAAUUUCACAAUGCUUUCAGUCAAACCUGGCACUACCAUCUGGCAUGGCUAUUCCCACCGCCAUUUCUAAUACCUCAGGUACUAGCUCAUUUGAAUACAGCCGUAGGGAUAUAUUUAAUCAUAGCCCCGCGGUGGCCGAAGGUUUUCUGGAGGCCAGACCUCAAAAAUCGAUCCCUAGCCCCUCCGUUCACGAUAUUCGCCCUAGACCAGGUGCUGAUAGACACAAACACGGGCAGGCCUCCGCCCCAAGUUCAAGAAAUGACCCUAGAAGUAUGGAGAUGUGGGGGUGGGCGGAGAGCGUAAAAAAUUGGUCAGUGGAGCAAAAAUGUUUAUUGCUUUCUAGUUGGCUUGAAUCUUCCCGCCAAGUUGAUCCACCGUGA